Molecule: messenger RNA, 1055 nt
Organism: Setaria italica (foxtail millet)
Lineage: Eukaryota; Viridiplantae; Streptophyta; Magnoliopsida; Poales; Poaceae
Product: probable cytokinin riboside 5'-monophosphate phosphoribohydrolase LOGL2
Exons: 7
Coding region: 114-845 (243 amino acids)
Biological process (GO): cytokinin biosynthetic process
Cellular component (GO): nucleus; cytosol
Molecular function (GO): hydrolase activity, hydrolyzing N-glycosyl compounds
Source: RefSeq, a predicted model, not a curated record
CGGACCAAGCCUUGCUGUAGAGGGAUAUCCCGUCUCCAUGCUGUGCCACCACCACCACAACAGGUAACACCUGCAGACAUCGACAAGCAACUGGAGAGGUGAAGAGAGGAGCAAUGGAGAUCAAGGUCGUUGAAGAGGCACCAGCGGUGGUGGCGGUGCCGUCACGGUUCAGGAGGAUAUGUGUCUUCUGUGGAAGCAGCCAUGGCAAGAAGAAGAGCUACCAGGAUGCUGCCAUUGAGCUUGGAAAAGAGCUGGUGGCAAGAAACAUUGAUCUAGUAUAUGGAGGAGGGAGUGUAGGGUUGAUGGGACUGGUCUCUCAAGCAGUGUACAAUGGAGGAAGGCAUGUCAUCGGGGUGAUUCCCAAGACACUCAUGCCUAGAGAGAUAUCAGGUGAGACGGUGGGGGAGGUGAAAGCGGUGGCUGAUAUGCACCAGAGGAAGGCUGAGAUGGCCAGGCGGUCCGAUGCCUUUAUAGCAUUGCCUGGGGGUUACGGAACACUUGAAGAGCUGCUAGAAGUGAUUGCGUGGGCUCAACUUGGCAUUCAUGACAAACCGGUUGGGCUGCUGAAUGUGGACGGCUACUACAACCCGCUGCUGUCUUUUAUCGACAAAGCAGUAGAAGAAGGGUUCAUCAAACCAACUGCCCGCAGUAUCAUCGUCUUGGCUCCAACUCCCAAGGAAUUAAUCCAGAAGUUAGAGGAGUACUCACCUCAGCAUGAGGAAAUCAUACCAAAGAUGAAAUGGGAGAUGGAACAGGUGGACUACCCUCAGAACUACGAGAUCCCCAGGCCGAAGGAGGGGAACAUGGUCGUGGAAGCGCAGCACGGAAGCAGGCUGUGGAUGUAGUACCAGGCUAUAGGCCUAGUAAAGUAGUAAUCUAAGAUAGAUUUGGCAUGUAAUGUCUCACCUCACUCACUGCAUCCUCCUCUUCGUGUGUCCUGUAACUCCGGUAGGAUUUGCGUAAUCCUGAAACCUGCUGGUUGGUCAUUCGUGUAAGAUCAGCCAAUAUUAUCUGUACUGCGAAAUCAGUGGAGCUAAAUUGGUAGUGCAUGGAUA